AUGACUCCCCCACAUGUACCCAUCGACGUGAUCGAGACUGUGCUCGACGAGUUCGGCGCUCAAGACGACUUGGGGACGCUCACUGUCUGUGCCCUGGUCUGCGGAGCAUGGUUUCCACGGAGCCGCUUCCUCAUUUGGCGUACGGUGACGAUCACAAGCACAGAUACCCUCUACUCUAUCUGCAAAACGCUUCAGCGCGAUCCCGACUUGCGACUGGUAAUCCAUGCGGUACGGCUGAAACAUAUCCACUCCAAGUCGUUCCCCCACACCGCCCCCAUGGUUCUCCUUCCGUAUCUUCCACACCUCCGACGAUGGGAUUUCCGAUGGCCUUUCUCUACCAUGAACCUGGCGAAGGCGACGAUUGCCUGUUUUUGCCAGUACAAAGCGGUCAAGACGCUCGUCUUGCGCGACUGCCUGUUUCCCACCCCUCUGCACGUCUAUCGACUCAUCCACGCCUUUCCCGUUCUCGAGGAUGUCCAGCUGUAUGAUGUCCAUUUUAUGGGUACUUCUCCAGAUGUUUCCCUACUCCCGAUUCAGCAUCGAGCGUGCAGAACCCUGUCGAAACUCACAGUAAGAUCUUCCUCUGAAACACGAUUACCCGUCUCAAGAUAUCUUCACAGUUUGAUCUCUCCGAAGACACCAUUCAGCUUUUCAAGGUGA
Molecule: messenger RNA, 660 nt
Organism: Epithele typhae
Lineage: Eukaryota; Fungi; Basidiomycota; Agaricomycetes; Polyporales; Epitheliaceae
Exons: 1
Coding region: 1-660 (219 amino acids)
Source: RefSeq, a predicted model, not a curated record